Molecule: messenger RNA, 5921 nt
Organism: Trichomycterus rosablanca
Lineage: Eukaryota; Metazoa; Chordata; Actinopteri; Siluriformes; Trichomycteridae
Gene: dock4a
Product: dedicator of cytokinesis 4
Exons: 52
Coding region: 39-5819 (1926 amino acids)
Biological process (GO): small GTPase-mediated signal transduction; cell chemotaxis
Cellular component (GO): plasma membrane; cytoplasm
Molecular function (GO): guanyl-nucleotide exchange factor activity; small GTPase binding
Source: RefSeq, a predicted model, not a curated record
UAGCUGACAUGCGGUUUAUGUGCUAAAGGGAUCUAAAAAUGUGGAUACCGACCGAACAUGAGAAAUAUGGAGUGGUGCUGGCAAACUUUCGUGGAACAGUUCAGCAUGGACUGCCUCUGGAGAUUGGUGACACAGUGCAGAUUUUGGAGAAAUGUGAAGGAUGGUACCGAGGAUUCAUUGUAAAGAAUCCAAAUGUCAAGGGAAUAUUCCCAAGCAGUUUUAUUCAUCUGAAACAUGCCCACAUCAAGAACAAGGGGCAAUUUGAGACAGUCAUCCCUACAGAGGAGUCGGUCAUUACAGAGAUGACGGUGACUUUGAGAGACUGGGGUACCAUGUGGAAACAGCUUUAUGUGAAGAACGAGGGCGAGCUCUUCCACAGACUCUGGCAUGUCAUGACCGAGAUUCUUGAACUAAGACGGCAGGUUCUUCUCGGUCACCUGACCACCGAACGCAUGACAGAAAUCAAACAGCACAUUGUAGCGCGGCUCGACUGGGGAAACGAGCAGUUGGGAUUGGACUUGGUGCCCAGAAGGGACUUUAGCAUGGUGGACCCUGACGACAUCAGUGUCACCGAGCUCUACCGGCUGAUGGAGCGACGGCAUCGUAAGGGGGAAUUCGCAGUGCAGGCCAACAUGCAUCACCUGUUCCUGCAGACCAACAGCCUGCUGAACGGCAGCGUGGCCGAGGAGCUCGAAGUCUUCUUCUUUAUCUACGAUAGCAGAGAGAUGCGACCAGUCAGCGAGAGGUUCUUGGUGCGCCUCAAUAAGCAAGGAGUUCCUAAAUCACCUGAGAGGACUGAAAGACAGUGUACACUCUUUGUCGAUUUGGGAAGUAGCGAUCUUCGCAAAGAUGUAUAUGUUGUAGCUCAUAUUUUUAGAAUAGGGAAGAUGGUGGCCGGUGAGAAGAAGGCUGUGUCGAACACUCAGUACAGGCGGCCGUUUGGUUGUGCUGUGAUCAGCUUGUGUGAUCUGCUCACUACCGACUGCAAGGACGAGCAUCUGCUCAAAGUUUACUCAUGCAACACUGAAAGCGAGUGGUAUCAGAUACAUGACAACAUCAUUCGGAAGGUCAGCUCUCGAUACAGCCAGGUCGGAUCUAGCACGGGAUUGGCUGUGUCAUUACAGCUGCUGCAUGGAGACCUGGAGCAAAUCCAGAAAGAGUAUAUGCGUCUGUUCACCGGCAACGUCUCCAUUACUAAGAGACUGGGCUUCUCCGACAUUAUCAUGCCAGGUGAAAUCAGGAAUGACCUGUACGUGACCCUGGAGAGAGGGGAGUUUGAGAAAGGAGGAAAGAGCGUGGCACGAAACGUGGAAGUCACCGUGUAUCUGCUGGGAGCUGAUGGCCAGGUACUAAAGGGUUCGGUGUGUUCAGGUUCCGGAGAGCCGGGGCAGGAUGAGUUUCAUUCGUUCGUUCUGUACCACAGUAACAGUCCUCGCUGGUCAGAGCUGAUUAAACUGUGUGUUCCUCCAGAACUGUUCAGACUGUCUCACCUACGCUUCGAAUUCCGUCACUGCUCAACAAAAGAGAAAGGAGAGAAGAAGCUGUUUGGGUUCUCUUUUGUACCACUGAUGCAGGAGGAUGGGAGAACACUGCCGGAUGGAACUCAUGAGCUCAUCGUCCACAAGUGUGAAGAGACAGCAAACCUACAGGACUUAUCUCGCUACCUCACGCUUCCGUACUCAAAGGCCAGUCUGCAGGCAGGCACCAACCUGACCAUCAAAAACAGCAAAGAAUCCUUCUGGAUCAUCUCAACACUCUGCUCCACCAAACUCACACAGGAUGGUGACAUGUUGGAUUUGCUGAAAUGGAGAACCCAUCCAGACCGGAUCAUGGACUGCCUGUCCAAACUGAAGGACACUGAUGGAACAGAGACUGUCAAGUUUCUGCAGGACACCUUGGACACUUUGUUUGCUGUUUUAGACGACAGCCCACAGAGAUACGGCCUGAAAGUGUUUGACUGCCUGGUGCAUGUCAUUAACUUGCUGCAGGACAGUAAAUUCCAGAACUUCAAGCCCGUCAUGGACAACUACGUUGAGAAUCACUUUGCUGGUGCUCUGUCAUACAGAGAUUUGAUCCGAGUCUUGAAGUGGCAUGUGGAUCGGAUCAUUGAUGCAGAGCACCAUGAACAGAUCCAGCAGGUCCUGAAGGCAGCAGAGUACCUGUUCAAGUUCAUCGUGCAGUCUCGGAGACUGUACGCCACAGCGAUGGCCGCGCAGGGGGAGGAGGAGUUCCGCUGCUCCAUUCAUGAACUCUUCAAAUCCAUCCACCUGUUUCUGUCUCACGAAAGUAAAGGAAUCAGCCCUGUUACACACACACAGGCUGUGUUUCUGAGGUCCUUCCCCACCGUAUGCUGCGAGCUGCUGAAGGUGUUCGGGGUGCGUGAGGUGGCGAACCUGGCACGCGACACAUUGAGUAGCCUGCCUGCUCCCACACAUACCGAGUGUCCCCUACAGGCCGUCAAGCUACAGUGUGUGGCCAAGACUGUGGAGAGCCCACUUUAUACCAACCCAGAGUCGAGGUGUGUACUCCUGCCUAUGGUCCUGCAUCUUCUUCACACGUACCUGCAGGAGCAGAAGGAGUUGGUUCUGUGUGCCAACAUUCUCACCAGCAUGUUGUCACUGGUGCACAAAGACACAAACAUGGAGUGUGUAGCAUCAGAAGAGGUGAAUGUAAUAAUGGACAGCUUAUCUGGAGUGUUAUUGAGGACCAUACUGGAAGUGACCAAUCGUCCUCAGCCAGCGGCCUCGUCACUGCGUCUGCAGUAUCAGGACGUCACUGGGGAAUUUGUGGCCUGUUUGCUGACCCUUCUGAGACAGCUGAGUGAUAAAGACUAUCAGAAGCUUCUCAGUCGAUUCUCCACUAAGGACGAGCUGGCGAAUUUUCUCCUGCAGCUUUUCACUGUGUUCAGAAUACUUAUCAGACCUGACAUGUUUCCUAAAGACUGGACCGUCAUGAGAUUGGUCACUAACAAUGUGAUCAUUACUUCAGUCCUCUAUCUCUCCGACACACUGCGCAGCAACUUCCUUAAUGAGAAAUUUGACUUCAAGGUAUGGGAGUCCUAUUUUCAUCUCUCUAUAAUAUUCGUCAUCCAGCCGUGUCUACAGCUUGAGACGUUCCCGCCAUCCAAGAGGAAGAAAGUGCUGGAAAAGUAUGGAGACAUGCGGGUGAUGAUUGGAUGCGAGAUCUUCAGCAUGUGGCAGAAUCUGGGAGAAUAUAAAGUGAACCUGAUCCCUUCUCUGAUUGGUCCGUUCCUGGAGGUGACCCUGGUGCCCCAGCCAGAUCUGAGGAACGUCCUUAUUCCUGUCUUUCAUGACAUGAUGGACAACGAAGAACGUCGCAGUGGCAACUUCAAACAGGUGGAAGCAAAGCUGAUAGAUAAGCUGGAGAGUCUGAUGUCGGAAGGUAAAGGAGACGAGACCUACAAGGAGCUUUUCAACAACAUAAUCCCACUGUUUGGUCCGUACCCAAGCUUGCUGAAGAAGAUUGAGAGAGAGACGUGGAGAGAGAGUGGAGUUUCUCAUAUAGCCACUGUAACUCGCCUUAUGGAACGUCUACUGGACUACAGGGACUGUAUGAAGAUUGGCGAGGUUGACGGGAAAAAGAUGGGCUGUACCGUCAACCUGCUGAACUUUUACAAGACUGAGCUGAACAAAGAGGAGAUGUACAUCCGCUACAUUCAUAAACUGUAUGAGCUUCACCUGAAAGUCCAGAACUACACAGAGGCAGCAUACACCCUCCUACUGUAUGACGAGCUGUUGGAAUGGACAGAGAGACCUCUGAGGGAGUUCCUCACCUACCCCAUGCAGAGUGAAUGGCAGAGAAAAGAGUGUCUCCAUCUCACCAUCAUACACAACUUUGACCGGGGAAAGUGCUGGGAGAACUGUAUCAUCCUCUGCCGAGAGCUGGCCAGUCAGUACGAGGCUUACUAUGACUACAGAAACCUGAGUAAAAUGAGGCUCAUGGAGGCGUCUCUCUAUGAUAAGAUAAUGAACCAGCAGAGGCUUGAACCAGAGUUCUUCAGGAUUGGGUUCUAUGGCAAGAAGUUUCCCUUCUUCUUACGGAAUAAAGAGUUUGUAUGUCGAGGGAAUGACUAUGAGCGACUGGAAGCGUUUCAGCAGAGGAUGCUAAGCGAGUUUCCUCAUGCCAUCGCCAUGCAGCAUGCCAACCAGCCCGAUCAGACCAUCCUGCAGGCGGAAGCACAGUACCUGCAGAUCUACGCCGUCACUCCUGUACCAGAGAAUCAGGACGUACUGCAGAGAGACGGAGUGCCCAACAACAUCAAGAGCUUCUACAAAGUCAAUCACAUCUGGAGGUUUCGUUACGACCGACCCUUCCACAAGGGCACCAAGGAUAAAGAGAACGAAUUCAAGAGUCUGUGGGUGGAGAGGACCACACUGAGCUUGGCGCAGAGUCUCCCAGGCAUAUCUCGCUGGUUCGAGGUGGAAAAACGGGAGCUGGUAGAAAUGAGUCCUUUAGAGAACGCCAGCGAGGUGAUUGAAAACAAAACCCUGCAGUUGCGCACUUUGAUCGCUCAGUGCCAGAUGAGACAGAUGCAGAACAUCAACCCGCUCACCAUGUGCCUGAACGGUGUGAUCGAUGCCGCUGUCAACGGAGGACUCGCCCGCUACCAGGAGGCUUUCUUUGCAAAAGAUUACAUUUCCAAUCACCCGGAGGAUGGAGAUAAGAUUACCCGUCUCCGAGAGCUCAUGUUUGAGCAGGCUCAUAUUUUGGAGUACGGCUUAGCUGUGCAUGAGAAGUUUGUUCCACAGGACAUGAGACCACUGCACAAGAAACUGGUCGACCAGUUUCAUGUGAUGAGAUCCAGUCUGGGCAUACAGCCGCAGGAGUUUCCAGCGUAUGUGCGGGUUAGUCCGCUACAUUUCGCCAACGGCAGUCCUCGGACCUGCAGGACUCCCGUACCCAACGCCAUCAGCCCGGACGGAGGCCGCAUAGUGACAAGACGCAGUCCGCUGAGUUACCCGGCUGUGAAUCGUUACUCCUCAUCCUCACUGUCGUCUCAGGCCUCCAACGACGUGAGCAACAUUACUGGCCAAUCAGAGAGCUCGGAUGAAGUUUUUAACAUGCAGCCGAGUCCAUCUACCUCAAGCCUGAGCUCCAAUCACUCCGGCUCUCACAACAUGAUCAACCCGGCUCCCUCAAGCAAUAGAGAUUCUCAUCCGUCUGCUUCUCCACUGCCACUGGACAAACACAAGCAUUCCAGAGAGAACGCAUGCCUCUCACCCCGAGACCGACUGUGCAGUGGACUAUUCUCAAACUCACUGGACCCUACACAGAGGAUGAUGCCAUUUCAGAUAGAUGCCAGUCUGCCAAGAUGUGAAGCCAUUCUCCCAACAGCAGAGAAUGCAUGUCAAGGCAAACACAUCAGGUCUCUGUCUCCUAUGCCAACAUCAAAGUCCCCUCAAAAGACCUCAAUUCCUCCCCUCACUCCUUCUCCUAUCGAUGGUUUACCCGCUGGCAGCCUGGCAUCCCACUCACCCGCCCGCUCAGGCAGCUACAGCAGUGGCAUUUCAUCUCUGAGCCGCUGCAGCGUGUCUGAUACCUGUGGAAUCGAUGCCACGCUACCCGAGCCAACCAUACCUGCGGAAAACGCUGUACGGCGCGGGAGCAAGACGCCCCCUCCUUACAGCGUGUUCGAGAAGAACAAUCCACGCCGUGUCACCCCAUUGCCUCACAGUCUGUCUGUGCCACCUGCCCCAGAGAGCACCAACCUGUCCUCCAAACCGCAACUGAGUCGCGCCCAGAGGAUCAAUUCAGAGUCCCGGCACAGGAUCACACCGAGGAAGGUGUCCCAGCUGUAGGAUCUCAGACUCACAGUGCCAGUUCCAGUUAUUCCGAAUGUUUAGUUCUAGUCAAGUCAAGACGAUUGAACUUGUGAUACGAUCUUAGACGUUUCUUCUACA